GCUUGCGAGAGCUAUGGAAUUAAGAGAGAGAGUGACUGGUUUCAAACGGUACUGAUGGAGAUCGCCUAUACUAUUAUCUCUCGGGGGGAACUGGCAUUCCUGCAAAACUAAUCAAGGCUGCAGCGGGAUGUAAAAUCGUUUCUUUGGUUUACAAAAGAGCGGAUUGCGAUGGCGGGGCUGAGGCUCAAUGAACAGCUUGUGGUUUAGCGGAUCUGAGCAGGUGGACGCUACUGGAUACAUUCAAAGGCAAUUCUCAGUGUUAAUGAAACUUUGCUACGAUUUACGGGCUGGAAUUGCUGUACACCAUGCUAAGGUAAAGCCACCGACGAGAGGGGUGUUGAACAUGCUAAAGCGGCUGGACAAAAUCAGGUUCAGAGGUCAGAAGCGAGACGACUUCCUGGAUCCAGCAGACUCCCCCAACGGAUCCGACAAUGAAUGUAGCGAUGACAUCCUGCUGAGGACGAAGCCUUCACUCAAGACACAAGACACGGAAGAACUAGGAGACCCUGCGGGUUCGGGGGCUCUCACCAUGGCUGCAGCAUUUCAAGACUUCCAGAGGAGCGAGUCAGACCGGCUAAAUGAGAUGAAGGGUCAUCUCGAGAUUGCCUUACUGGAGAAACACUUCCUACAAGAGGAGUUGAGGAAGCUACGAGAGGAAACCAAUGUGGAGAAGAUAAAGGAAGAGCUGGAGAGAGAGAGAGGGAAGAGGCUCGACCUCGAACUGAGGAUGAACGAGGUGCUAAAAUCCAGUUUGGAAGACUCGCCGCCACAGCCUGCCCGUAAACCCCCAUCUCCAACGCCUGCUGCCAAUGGCAAAGACACAGACAAAGAGAAGCCGCCACAGGGGGAGACCCUGUACUUGCGGGCGUGGAGGUGGCUCUACGACAGGGUGGGGGUCUACAUAGAAGACUUCCGCUUCGUCCCGGAGGAGAACACUGUGGAGGCGGAGGAACCGCUAAGUGCUAAAAGGCUAACAGAAAACAUGAGGCGACUCAAGCGAGGAGCCAGACCGGUAACUAACUUCAUGAGGAACCUCUCAGCCUUAUCCAACUGGCACUCAGUAUACACCUCAGCUAUUUCCUUCAUAAUAUACAUGAAUGCUGCAUGGCAUGGCUGGGCCAUCCCCAUGUUCCUCUUCUUGGCCAUCCUGAGGCUCUCCUUGAAUUACCUCAUUGCUAAAGGUUGGAGGAUUCAGUGGAGCAUUGUGCCGGAUAUUACGGAUCCUAUAGAACCAUCAAAGGAUGACUUGACUGUGUCUGAAAAGUUCCAGUUAGUGCUUGACGUUGCACAAAAAGCCCAGAACCUUUUUGGUAAGAUGGCGGAUGUUUUGGAGAAAAUAAAGAACCUGUUCAUGUGGGUGCAGCCUGAGAUCACUCAGAAGCUCUACAUAAGCCUGUGGGUUGCCUUUCUCUCCUCCUGCAUACUGCCCUUUAAACUCGUGGGCUUCAUGAUUGGACUGUAUGCAGGGAUCAAAUUCUUCAUCAUAGACUUCUUGUUUAAGAGCUGUCCCAAGCUGAGGGACAAAUAUGACACACCUCACAUCGACUGGAACAACCUACCAACUGAUCCACAGCUGAAGGAGAGGACCAACGCUACAAUGUCCCGACGGAUUCAGCCUGUGGUGGCAAGAGGUAGCUUAGCAACCGUCCCGUGCGGUGUAAGCCUGGAUGGUGACAGCGCCAGGAUUCAUAGCACCAAGAAGGGAGCCUUUCAUGAGAUCUUCAACGUCUCAGAGAAUGAGCGCCCUCUACCAGUGUGUGAGAAUGGGUGGAGGUGCUGCCUCAUCAACAGAGACCGGAAGAUGCCAACCGACUACAUUCGAAACGGCAUGCUCUACGUUACAGAGAAUUAUCUGUGCUUCGAGAGCUCCAGUUCCAAAUCGGCCUCAUCCAAGAAGAAUAAGGUCAUUAAGCUGGUGGACAUCACAGAUAUCCAGAAGUACAAAGUGCUGUCUGUCUUACCUGGGUCUGGAAUGGGAAUCUCCAUAGCCACUCCCGCCACACAGAAGCCUCUGGUGUUUGGUGCCAUGAUCCAUCGAGACGAGGCCUUCGAGGCGAUCUUCACCCAGUACAUGAAGAUCAUUACCACCUCCAGGCCACCCUCGGGCAGCCCUGAGCUGUAGCCCUGCUAUCCCCAUGGACAGAGGGCUAGGCUGGGGUCAGGGCUGGACCACCUUCCUCUGAACCCUCCCUGGCUGGAGGAAAGACAAUUGGGGGGAAAGUGACAGGACACACACCUCUUCUCCUCCCUCUCUUAUUUACAGUGACUGGACAAUCUUCUCUUUUAUGACUGAGAGGUGUCUGUGCGCGCGUCUGUCUGGAGGUGGGACUUGUAGUCCAAUAGGGAUGGUGCACACAUUCCUGCACUCUUUCUAUGUUGGAACGUGGAUGAGGGGGAUGAAGAAGAAGGGAUGGGAGGGACAUUUUUAACACGCAUCUCAUCAUAGGAGAAGGAGCUGGCUCUCCUGCCUGCUUGCCUGACUGACAGCUUUAAUUCGCUUCAGAGGUGUGUGUGUGUGUGUGUGUGUGUGUGUGUGUGUGUGUGUGUGUGUGUGUGUGUGUGUGUGUGUGUGUGUGUGUGUGUGUGUGUGUGUGUGUGUGUGUGUGUGUGUGUGUGUGUGUGUGUGUGUGUGUGUGUGUGUGUGUGUGUGUGUGUGUGUGUGUGCUGCCCAGACAGUGCGUCUCUACUCACCUGUCUUCUCUCUGUCUGUCUCGCAAAGUCAGAGUCAGUGUAACUGUUACUGCUGUUCCUGCACGGAACCGUACAGACAGUAUGCCGUACGGUAGCUAGAUGUUUGUGUAGAAAACAAAAAGCUGCGAGAAAGUCGAGCCAACUCCUGAACAACGUUCAACAUGACACGAAGCCUUUUCCAUUAGUUUACAUCGUUGCUGUGGAUUUUCUGUGGAGACACGCAUGCACAUUUCAGCAACAAACCGUUUGCUUUCAGGUGUCUUUUCGCAUAUGACGUGUGUGUGUGUUAUACUUUCAACACUCACUACUGAACUGUACUGUGUCACGUACAGUAGUGGGGACCUUGGCGAUGAUGUUCAUUGUGAAAUGUUUUCAAAUGCCUUUCUUUUGAAUUCUGCUUAUUUCUGUAAUAACCAAUGGCAUGAUGAGGAACUGGACUUUGUUAAAGUAUGUCCUGGAUCUGUGGAUUGUGUUAUAAAACUAAAGCACACUCACUGUUAGAGAGCCAUAACAGACCUAAACCCUGAGUAAUGUGUCUAAACUGAAGGUAGAUAGUUUAAAUGUAACAUAACUGGUUCAGUGAACUAAACUUGUGUGCUGAGUAACCCUGAGGCCUAAGUUAAUGCCUUGGCUUUAGCCUAGUAGGCCAACACAUUCUUAAGGUGCAUACUGUAGGUCACAUAAACAUACUAAGACCCAAAACCUGUGUUACUUCAGUCUUUAGUGACAUGUUACGGUAUAGUAGUACUAUAGUAGUUCUACGGUAAUACCACUAAUACCAACCUGUAGUAUUAACACUGGAGUGGUCAGAUGUGUACAAUAUGCUGUCCUGUUAAGAAGUAAUUUAACUUGGUUAACUUGACUAGUAACUAGUUAACUCCUGGAUGACUUAUCUCAGUAUUUCAAUGCAAAUCGAGUCAGUCAACUGGCCUAGUUCUGUAGUAUUCAUUGACCGCAGGAUGAAGUAGACGUUUGAACUGAAUAUUUUAAUGUCACUUUAUUAUUGUCACCAUUUGGGAUUUAAAGCUGGUCUUUUAUUUCUCAGAUAGGUUUGAUAUGUAGAAUUGUAAUGAAUGCCAAACUAAGUGGAUGUGCACACUUUCUGUGUUUUGUAAGAUGGCUGGAAGAGUUAUUGUGGGUAAAUAUUUCUCGUUUAUCGUUUACUGCAAAUGAGAGAGGAGAUUGUACCAUGCUCUCGGAUCCUUUUUUUUGCCUCAGCACAACAAGCUAGUCCCCUAAAACGCGUUCAUCUUCCCACACUGUUAACAAGCCCAUAUAAACUUUGUUAGUUAUUGUCUUACAAAACCCAAUCUCCAGUUGUGUUACGACUGGAUACGAAAUAUAAUUUCUGGAGAUUGUCUAUUGUCUAAGGAACUCAUGAUGUUAGUGUGUUGAUUGAAUGAUUGUCUGACUGUAUGUUACUGUAGUCUUAAUGCUUACCUGGAACCUUUCUUAGUCGAUUAGUAACAACUAACUUUGAAAUCUGCAAUCAGGGUCUGUCCUAAAAGAAGCAUACUGAAUGUAUUGUGUUAUUGCUGUAAACGCUUAGUUACAUUGUUUUGUUGCCAAAACUUAAUUUCUUUCUUUUACUGCCCGCCAUACUCUGCCUACACUGAUGUUUACUGAAGGUUGGGUUAAAAACCUUUAAUUGAUUUUGUUUUUCUUUUGUUUGGAUUGUCGGUUUGAGCUCCUAGCCACAGGUGGAGUUAUGAAGACUGGACAGAUAUCUUCCUCUUGCGUUUGAAUUACUGUUACAACUGUCAGCUUUUAAAUCGGCUCAGACUGGUCUCAGGACAACCUCUGCUGCUCACCUUCAUCCCAACAGCAAACGUAAGCCUGAUCUCUGAUCUGUUUAUAAUGCUUUAAUAGCUAAAGCUAAAGUUUAGCUCUUCUGUUGAGUUUGUUGUCAUGGCAAAUACUAUACAUGUACUGCAUAGCGUGGUAAUGAAAGUCAGAGGAGUUGGAUCAAGCAUAUAGUAACAGAUCUGGGACCAGGCUAACAGUAGAUAGACGGUGACAUCAGAGAACAUUCUAGUCAGAUUAUAUUGCACGUCAAUCACGCUGCAAAAAAAACGUCAGUGAUCGUUCUAAUGGUAGUGGCGUGCAGUACAUGGUAAAAUCAUAAUCUUUUAGCUAUUUUUGGAUCACUCACAGGCCUUCCUUACAGACAGCAGAGGUCAUCAUGGCGACUCCGAGACCUUCUGUCCACUGGUUUCUAUUGGUUUUGACUUCUGUGGCUUCGUUGUGUUAACCAAGUAUGAGUUGUAACUCAAAAUGUAAACAUUAGUCAAUUACUUCAUGAUAUUCCCAUACAGUAUAUCACUGCAAAGUUCAAUAUACUGCAAUCAUCUGUCAGUUGUGGGUAAUUAUUUGUCAUCUGUGGGUCCGAGGACUAAAAUGACGAAAGAGGAAUUUCUAUACAAUAACGUAAUCCAUUGAUUUUUAAAGAGAACAAUGUCCAUUGUAAAAUAUGUGGUGUCCAUUUUUUUUUAAUAUAAAUAAAAUGAAUUAAGUAUUUGGC
Messenger RNA from Salvelinus namaycush (lake trout), 5212 nucleotides. Its product is annotated as GRAM domain-containing protein 4-like. The record is from RefSeq and is a predicted model, not a curated record. Gene Ontology annotation, biological process: negative regulation of toll-like receptor 9 signaling pathway; apoptotic process. NCBI's taxonomy places the organism in Eukaryota, Metazoa, Chordata, Actinopteri, Salmoniformes, Salmonidae. The coding region runs from base 188 to 2122 and encodes 644 amino acids. The transcript has 19 exons.